Molecule: messenger RNA, 1388 nt
Organism: Spodoptera exigua (beet armyworm)
Lineage: Eukaryota; Metazoa; Arthropoda; Insecta; Lepidoptera; Noctuidae
Source: the annotation of a GenBank genome assembly
AUAUUUUACUAUAUAAUGGCUGAAAAAAGUGCAAAAAAAGUAAAAAGUUCAGGGCCUUCUGCAAUUGGAAAAGCCUACCUUCUAGCGUAUAAUGCUAUUCAAACUUUAGGAUGGUCAUAUAUGCUAAUACAAUCAUUUAUACAUUUCUUGGAUCGUGGAAGUUUGGAUACUUUUUGGCCAGUAAUUAAAACAACAGUGGUUGUAUUUCAAAAUGCAGCUGUCCUUGAGGUGGUGCACUCUUUAAUCGGCUUAGUACCCUCUGGUGUAGCAGUUGUAUUGCCACAAGUGUACUCGCGCGUCUUUCUUGUAUGUGGUUGUUUGUUAGCUACUGAGUCCGCAACUGUGAGCCCCGGUCUGCCUUUGUGUAUACUGGCCUGGUCCGUGACGGAGAUCAUAAGAUACGCUUACUAUACACUCAAUCUAAUCAAUAGUGUACCAGAAACGCUUCUAUUUCUCAGAUAUUCUACCUUCCUGUUUCUCUACCCAUUGGGAAUAACUGGAGAGCUUUUGUGCAUGUAUCACUCUCUGGAUGAGAUUGCAGAAAAACAAUUGUUCACUAUAUCUAUGCCUAACGCAUGGAAUGUGGCAUUUAACUACUACUAUUUCUUAGUCUUCUACAUGUUCUUAUACAUUCCUAUUUUCCCCUUCUUGUAUGGACACAUGUUGGCGCAAAGAAGAAAAAUGCUCAGCAAAGACGCAAAGAAAACUAAAUAAUGACUUACUACUAAUGAUGUUAGUGACACUUAUCACAUUGAUGAGUUUUAUAGUAUUUUAGUUAGGUCUGUAUUUGUAUACAGACGUACGAAGGUCUUUGGAAGAAUAAUAUGCUACUCUAUCUACACGCCGCGCUUGCGCCGCAAACACUGCACGUAACAAGUAAUACCUUUGGCCUUUUUAUACUUACUUCAGAAAGCGUCAGUAGGAAUUGUUGGCCAAUCACAUGCAUUUAAUUUAUGAUAAAAAAAUAUUAAAAUGAUUACCUACACGAGCAAUGACGAUGUUCCGAUACCUGCUGAUACCAAAACAACAAUGAUACUAAAUCAUUAUGAUGACAAACAAAGGAAAAUUUAUAUCAAAUUAUAAAAGAUUUUGUGCAUUUUAAACAAACCAAAUAAAGGCCUCCACAGAGUUGACGAUAUUGGAAGUACCUGGAAUUACCAGGUGCGUGUUGUGGAUAUUUACAUGUGGACUUUUGGUCACCCGUAGUGUAAACGUGCUGAUGGCACAAAAAGAAUACUCAAUCUUCGUAUUGUAUUUUCUUUAUUGUAGCUUAAGGAGGGCUACUGGUUAGGUUAGCUAGGUGCUAGUUAUUGUGGUGGCCUGGGUUAAUGAUUGCUAGCUGUUUAAUUUAUUAUUAAUUUAUUUAUAUGGUCGAUUGGGUUAUGGGC